Molecule: messenger RNA, 240 nt
Organism: Pleurotus ostreatus (oyster mushroom)
Lineage: Eukaryota; Fungi; Basidiomycota; Agaricomycetes; Agaricales; Pleurotaceae
Exons: 5
Coding region: 1-240 (79 amino acids)
Source: RefSeq, a predicted model, not a curated record
AUGAAGUUCUUCUCCGCUGCUUUCUUGACCUUCGUCGCCGUCAGCGUCGCAGCCAUGCCAUCGCAGACUUCGACCGGUGACGACAUUGAGGAACCAGUCAAGCUCGGAUUGGGCGCACCAUGCAUUCGCUCCAAGCACCUCUGCCUAGAGCACCUCCACUGCUGCUACUCUCAUGCGAACCCCGACGAGGAGAAGGAAUACGGAAAAUGUCUCCCCCUUAACCGCGCCUGCAUUGCUUGA